AAGACCAUGGGGAAUAAACCAAGGCCAUUUAGGGCCUCAAAUGCAAAGGGAUUGACAUUACGUGGGUCUAACUAAUUAAGCCGGUGAAACAGUACCCGAACAAUUUCACGUUGAUUCAACCUCGCUACCAGGAAAUCGGAGAACAUGUACUCUUCCCGGGGUGACAUUUGUAAUUGAAUCCGUCCCUCAGCCGUUCUUUUCUGGAGGUAGAGACGCCGGAAGACCACGAGCCAUGGGCUUGCGUUCCGGCAGCGCUCGCCAGCUCGCGCACUUCCUGGUCUCGAAACCAUGCGCCGUUCGCUCCCUGAUCGUCUCGCAGACGAAGAUGAUCACGGCGUACGGGAAGAACGGGGACGUGCAGAAGGCCAUAGAGCUCUUCGAACAAAUGCCCCACAGAAACCAGGUCUCCUACAACGCGAUGCUCUCCGUCCUCCUCGACUCGGGCCGCUUAGGUUCCGCCUUGCAGUUGUUCGAGGAAAUGCCUCGGAAGAAUGCGUGGUCCUACACGUCGAUGAUCGCUGGACUCUCGAGGUCAGGACACGUUAGGGAAGCGCGGCAGCUGUUUGAUUCCAUUCCGCCGAGUGAUCGGAACGUGUUCUCGUGGACAGCCAUGAUAUCUUGCUACGCGCAGAACAAUGAGCCCCACCGAGCUGUGAGCCUCUUCUCGGGUCUCUACAGGGAACUCUUCGAGUCGAAAGUGAUACCCAACUCUUAUACUUUGAGUGUUGUUCUCAAGUCUUGUGGUUGCAUACGAUCUCUUGUGGCCGUAAGGCAGAUCCACUCUUUGACACUGAAGCUGUUGGAUGAGGCAGGAGAAGGAUCUGUCUUUGCUCAGAAUGCUCUAAUCGAUGUGUAUGCCAAAUUGGAUUGCUUACAUGACGCAGAACAUGUCUUCAAUAGGAUGAAGUGGAAGGAUUUAGCUUCAAGGAAUAUUAUGAUGGAUGCCUAUGCCCAUAACUUGUUGCUGGACCAAGCUUUCAAGAUUUUCAACUCCAUGAACGAAAGGGAUACACUUUCAUGGAACAUUAUGAUGUCGGGAUUGCUGGAAGGCCGUCGUGGAUUAGAAGCUCUGAGGUUAUUCCUCUCCUUGUUAAGAUUAGGCCAUGACACAAAGCCCAACUUGUCGACCUACACGAUCAUCUUAACUGCUUGUGCUACUCAUACCAUGCUUGAAUUCGGAAGGCAGAUACAUGGUCACACUGUGAAGAAUAGUCUAUAUCCAAACAACAUAUUUGUUUCAAACUCCUUGGUCACAAUGUAUGCCAACUGUGGAUUGAUGGAAGACUCGUUGCAAGUGUUCAAGGAGAUGCCAAAGAAAGAUGUGAUCUCAUGGAACUCUGUGAUACAUGGUCUUGGGAAAAAUGGGCAUGCGCAAAAAGCUUUGGAGAUUGCAGAAAAGGCACUGGCUUCAAAUAACUUUAAUGGCAACACAUUUUCGGCUAUACUUACUAGUUGCAGCCAUGGUGGUUUAGUUGUCGACGGUUUGGAUUAUUUCAACUCAAUGAGUAGAAAAUACGGCAUAGAACCAACUUUAGAUCACUACAUUUGUGCGGUAGAUAUGCUUGGGAGAGCUGGCAUGCUUAAGGAAGCUCAUGAUCUGUUGCGAAGCAUGCCUUUUGCAGCAAAUUCUGUCGCAUGGUCUACUCUUCUUAAUGCAUGUUCGAUACAUGGGAGCUUAAACAUAGGCAGAGUCGCAGCACAAGAGCUGCAGAUGCUGGAGACUGAUAACACAAAGAGCUAUUUAGGACUUGCAAACAUCUAUUGCAGAACAGAAACUGGAAGGGAAUCGAGGGAACUUCUUAAUUUACUAAGAGAGAAAGGUAUAGUAAAGGAACUUGGGUCCAGUUGGGUUGUUGAAAUAUAGGAUCUCAAGCAAAACCUAGUAUUGUCCCACGUGGUGGUGAAUGAUGAUCCAAUUCUUUGGAAAAAAAAUACAACAAAAUACUUGCUUUGAUGUGAAGGAUUCAAGAGAAAUAGAACUCCUCUAUUAGAAAGAAGAAUGUGAGUGUCCUCAUUUUGAUUAAUUUUAGAACAGUCAGUUGGACAUGAUGUGAAACAACCAUGGAGUUUAGAGACAUAAUGUCUGCAUCUUUCUGGAGAUGCAAUGGUGCAAAUUGCAUCAAUAUGCUUAAGAAGGGACAUACCCAGACUAAUACCGGCAUGACCUGAGAUUUUGGAAAUGGUGAUCAGGGUAGUAUCUUCAUCGGCUGGAGCUGGAAUUGAUGACUAAUGAGGCCAACAGCAGGCACAAUUCGAUCACUGUUGAUAACUGAUAACUUUCAAGAACAGAUCAUUUCAAAAGCCCAUCUGGAUUGUUUGGCGAAGCAACAUAUUCUGAUGACAUUUGUUGCAGAUAGGACAGAUCCUUUUGAACAGGUUUGCUUGUGUAUAUGCCUUGUACGACAACAAACAAACAGAAUAAGAAAAGUCAUGACUUCACAUAAAUAAUUUGAACUCUGCUUAAGUAGUUAAAUGGUUGAAAAGGUUUCAAGAUAUCAAAUUUGAAAAGCUGAUUUUUGUCAAAUGAUUAAGGUCAGUAUAACAGGAUGUUUUUGUUAUUCUGGAAACCAGUAGAGGGGACCGUUUAGUAGAUUGUAUUGUGGUAGCUGCAUUUCCACUCAACUUAUCUAGCCAGUGAAUUAUAUUUGGUAAAAUUUGAGCAUGAAAUACGUUGUUUAUUAUGAACGAAUUACAUUGCUUGUGAAGUUCUGAUAUGCAAACAAUUGUUGUAUAUGGAGCAUUAUGGAAUGCUGUGGGGGAACCGAUGCAGCAACGCAUGCAGGUGAUGAGGAGACAAAGUAGAGUGCAUGAACCAGAGCAUUGAGGAGCUCCGUCAACCGUAAUCAGAAGAAGAGCUUUCCAUUGGUGAUUGCUCGAGCUGAGAUGAGGUCGUUGCCCAUGGUCUGAUGAUUCCCAUCCCAGUGAUCCGACCGAGCUGCUGCUGGCUGCCACCAAUAAGCUUCUAGAACAAUCGGUGCUCACCGUGGUAGGAAGACAGGAACUAUUGCUUGUUUCAUGACCAAAUCAAAUAUCACUAGGCCACAAGAAAAUACAGUGUACAAUUUGGCUUUUCUCUUUUGUUAUUGCUCUUUUUUCCCCCAACAAUGUUUAAAUCAUGAUAAAUCUUCUUGAUUUCACCAAAAAAGGUACUGUAUUGUAUUAUUUAUGCUACUCACUCAGAAUAAUAAACGAGA
This is a messenger RNA of Musa acuminata AAA Group (dessert banana), 3194 nucleotides long. RefSeq names its product pentatricopeptide repeat-containing protein At4g02750-like. Lineage: Eukaryota; Viridiplantae; Streptophyta; Magnoliopsida; Zingiberales; Musaceae. Gene Ontology annotation, molecular function: protein binding. The transcript is spliced from 2 exons. The record is from RefSeq and is a predicted model, not a curated record. Bases 233 to 1864 code for a protein of 543 amino acids.